Messenger RNA from Symbiodinium sp. CCMP2456, 822 nucleotides. The record is from the annotation of a GenBank genome assembly. Lineage: Eukaryota; Dinophyceae; Suessiales; Symbiodiniaceae.
AUGCUAUGGCAGGACGACGACGAGGAGAAGCUUUUCCUUUUUGUCCAGAAUCAGAAGGUCAUGGGUGCGCAGGAGCUGGCACGAGUGGAGAUUUCCUCUACAGCCGUGAAGAAGCUGUUGAAGCUGGGCUCAAGACCGGUUUCCUUUGCAAUCAUGGUUAUGAUGGUGGAUGCGGUCGAAAGCGGAGACAGUGAGGUGACUGCGCUUGUGCAGCAACUCAGCAGCUCCAAACCACGCGACCGGUGGAAGGCCGCGGCCGCUUUAGGAAGGAUGGGAAAGCAGGUUUCCGAUGUCGCUUCGCCGGAGUUGCUGCGAUGUCUCGACGAUGACGACCAAGACGUCCGCUGUGCUGCGGCACGAGCCGUCGGGCAUGUGUGCGAUGGCUCUGCAGUGGACCUCCUGACAACGCUCCUCGAGGACGAGGACGGCGGCGUUCGUUGGGGUGCGGCAGAGGCUUUGGGCAACAUUGGUGCAGCAUCGGCGUCUGCCAUGGAGGCCCUGAUCCUAAUUACAGACGACGAGGAAGAAGACGCCCGGCAGGCAGCUGUGCAGACCCUGGGGAAGCUGGCCAAGUUGAACGUCAUCCGCCGAGCAGAGCUGGUGGAGCCUUUGUGCCAGGCAUUGUCCGAUGACGAGUGGAGUGUCCGCAGGGCAGCUGCGGAGGCUCUAGGAAGGUGUGGGGAUGAAGCUUCCGGAGUGAGGCUGCUCCUCCAGCGAGACAGUGAAAAGCUGAAAGGUCCUCAACAAGUUCUCCAGUGGGAUUCCAACUACUUCCCCACGAGCUUCCCGCUCAUCCCGAGAGGGCAGAUCUGGAUCACUGCU